AUGGAGGUCGCCACUUGCAGCAUGUUCCUUGCUCACGCUCAUGGCGUUGGCGUCCUACCACCACCACCAGCAGCAGCACGCUCUGUGACGAAACAGAGCUACACCUACACGAGGAGGAAGCGCCUCGCCACCGUGCGAGCCGUCAUGGCGAGACCGCAGGAGGUAGCGGCGGCGCCGGCGCCGGCGCCACCGGCGAGGACGGCAGCGCCACCACCACCAGCGAGGGAGAGAACAGCGCCGCUGCCGCCAGCGCCAGCCACCACCACCACGACGUACCGCGACAACUGGUUCGACAAGCUGGCCAUCGGGUACCUGUCAAGGAACCUUCAAGAAGCUUCUGGGAUGAAGAACGGAAAGGACGGCUAUGAAGGCCUGAUAGAGGCGGCACUGGCCAUCUCCGCGCUGUUCAGGGUUGAUCAGCAGUGGGAGACUGUGGCCAGCGCUCUUGAACGGGCUUUCCCCAGCUACAUCCUCACAAUGAUAAAGGUGAUGAUGCCACCCUCGAGAUUUUCUCGGGAGUACUUUGCCGCCUUCACCACGAUAUUCUUCCCUUGGCUCGUCGGACCAUGUGAGGCCAGGGAAUCUGAAGUUGAUGGAAGGAAAGAGAAGAAUGUGGUCUACAUACCCAAAUGCAGAUUUCUGGAAAGCACAAACUGUGUCGGAAUGUGCACGAACCUUUGCAAAAUCCCAUGCCAGAAGUUCAUCCAAGAUUCACUUGGCACGGCUGUCUACAUGUCUCCCAAUUUUGAGGACAUGAGCUGUGAGAUGAUCUUUGGACAGCAACCUCCUGAAGAUGAUCCAGCACUGAAGCAGCCCUGCUUCCGGACAAAAUGCAUCGCAAAGCAGAACCGUCAAGUGAAUUGCUCUAUUUGA
Miscanthus lutarioriparius is the source of this 873-nucleotide messenger RNA. NCBI's taxonomy places the organism in Eukaryota, Viridiplantae, Streptophyta, Magnoliopsida, Poales, Poaceae. The record is from the annotation of a GenBank genome assembly.